AUGAAUAAACUAGAAGAACCCACUGAAAAUAACGAUGUACUUUCUUGUCCAGUAUGCGAUAAAAGGUUUCAAAAAGAAGUUAUAGAACAACAUGUAAACAAGUGCCUUUUUCUAAAUUCUUUAUCAAGCAAUCAAUCGAAAAGGAAUAGUUCUCAUUUAGAAGAAAGUUUUCACCACAAGAAAACUAAAAUUGAUAUAAGUCCAGUUAGUAGUACAUCUACAUCGAAGGAUUUCCAACCAAUGAAAUCUAAGUCAUCAUUGAAAGACAAAAUAAUUUCUUCAGUUCCAAAUGACCAUAAAAAUAUUCCAUUGGCAGAAUCUAUGAGGCCUAACUGCCUUGAUGAUAUUGUUGGACAAGUUCAAUCAUUUGGUACAGGAUCUAUGUUACAUUCUAUGUUAGUAAAGAAAAAAAUACCUAAUAUGAUAUUAUGGGGACCACCUGGAUGUGGGAAGACAUCAAUAGCUAAUGUUAUAUCAAAUAUUUGUAAAGAGCUAAAUAAUAUGCGUUUUGUGAAGCUAUCUGCAACUAUGUCUGGUAUAAAUGAUGUGAAAGAAGCUGUAAAGAUAGCUAAGAAUGAAGCCCAAUAUCAGAGGCAAACUGUUAUGUUUAUGGAUGAGAUACAUAGAUUUAACAAAUUACAACAAGAUACAUUUUUACCACAUGUGGAGAAUGGUACAAUAACAUUAAUUGGUGCAACAACAGAGAAUCCAUCAUUCAGUUUAAACAAUGCCCUGCUGAGUCGCUGUAGAGUCAUUGUUCUCAACAAGUUAACAAUAGAUGAAGUAUGGCAAAUAUUAGAAAGGGCUGUUAUAAGAAAUAAUUUGGCUGUGAUAGUUGAUAACUUAGAUGAUAAGGCUAAAAGUGAAUGUGAUAAAGAAAAAUAUAUAAUAGAAAGAAAAUCUAUUCGCUGGCUAGCAGAAGUUUGCGAUGGAGAUGCGCGGGUCGCACUCGGAGCUUUAGAGCUUGUGCUUAAUGCAGGUCCCUCUGUUUCAACACAUACCACUUCAAAGUUUAUAAGCUUGGAAGAUAUGAAAAAUGGAAUUAAGCGUUCGCACAUACUGUACGACCGGCAAGGCGAAGAGCACUACAACGUCGUGUCAGCCAUACACAAGUCAAUCCGCGCGAGCGACGACAACGCCGCGCUGUACUGGACGACGCGCGCGCUGCACGGGGGCGAGGACCCGCUGUACGUCGCGCGGCGGCUCGUGCGCGCCGCGGCGGAGGACGUUGGCUUAGCCGACCCAAGCGCGUUAGUGGAAGCGGUGUCCUGCCUGCAAGGCUGCCAGCAGGUGGGCAUGCCGGAGUGCGACGUGCUGCUCGCGCAGUGCGCCGUGCGCCUCGCGCGCGCCGACAAGAGCCAAGCCGUGUACCGCGCGAUGCGGCGCGUGCAGCAGGGCCUGGCGGAGGGCCCCUUGCCCCCUGUGCCCUUGCACCUGCGCAAUGCACCCACUAAGCUUAUGAAGGAUUUAGGAUACGGUAAAGGAUAUAAUUUGAGACAUCGUGACCAAUCCGGGCUCAGUUAUAUGCCUGAAGGUUUGGAAAACAUUCAUUUUUUUGAUGAAGAUGCACCUGGA
Brenthis ino (lesser marbled fritillary) is the source of this 1575-nucleotide messenger RNA. The record is from the annotation of a GenBank genome assembly. NCBI's taxonomy places the organism in Eukaryota, Metazoa, Arthropoda, Insecta, Lepidoptera, Nymphalidae.